AUGCCCCUGAAGCCAACACCUCGUGCUUAUUAUGAGGAGCACAUGGAGUGGAGAGUACCGAAGUACGAAGAGGUACGCAAGAUCUCGCCCAUGCGCACGCACAGUCCGGUGCGUGUGAUCUCAGCCCCAAGCAAAGGCCGUGCUAGAGUGGGCAUCCAGCCUGGAAGGAGGAUGCCAGCCCAAUACGUCUGGCCACCGGUACGCCUCCGAAGUCCAGGCUACAGGACACCUCCUCUACGCACGGCAACCAUCAGGCCCCUGCAUAGCCUAGUCCACCCUGUACCAGCACCCCAAACAAGCCCACAGGUGCGUGUCUCCAGUCUGGCUCCUCCAAAGCCAGCAUCGCGCACCAGGCUUCCCAAGCGGCAGCUCAGUCCAGCUCAACCUAUUCCUGUGCCACGCACAAGCCUACAGUCUGACUCCCCCGAAGCCAGCACCACGCUCCCAGUGCGGCAGCCCAGCCCAACUCGUCCUACUCUUGCCCCUAGCACUAGCCCUGAGGUACUUGGGCCUAUUCCGGCAUCCCCUACGCCAGCCCCACGUACCAGGCCUUCAGUGCACGCGCCUCGCCCAGAUGGCACAGCGACAGCGUCUCGCCCAGAGUGCCCAGCGACAGCGCCUAACCCAGAGUGCCCGACGACAGUGCCUCAGCCCGAGUGUCCGGCACCUAUGCCCGAGAGAGAAGUGUCCCACAGUCCGACGCAGCCAGAGUAG
Salmo salar (Atlantic salmon) is the source of this 714-nucleotide messenger RNA. The record is from RefSeq and is a predicted model, not a curated record. Lineage: Eukaryota; Metazoa; Chordata; Actinopteri; Salmoniformes; Salmonidae.